CUGUAUAUGAGCGGUCUGUCACAUUCUUGUCUAUCAUUCUGCACCCCUCCUCGCAUCAUGAUGACAAUUUAACUCCCAUCAAAAAUCACAUCAUAGGCAUUUUUUGUACUUUUCAUUUUGAAAAGUGUUAAAUCAAACACACCUCGAUGCACCUGAGGAGGUGAAGGAGCUCGCCUUCUCUGCGCUUAUCCUCCAGGUUCCUCCGAUGCAACUGACCCGGGAAGAGGACUCUGUCAGGGGGGACUCAGCGCCGCCGACAUCUCGCAGGUCUUCGGGCAAAAUGUGCAGCGAGUGCUACGAGAAUCAAACGUUUAUUAAUGACGAUGGCAGCGUGAACGACCGCAAGACACGCGCUUGCAAGGGACCACGCCACACCAUCAGCAGCACCGGCGGGGUGAUCUUGGACAUCUCCAGGUUGAAGAUGGAGCAGCUGGAGAGUGAGGUGCCACCGUUGCCGCCUCGCUUCCGCUUCCGAGACCUGCUGCUCGGGGACCAGAGCUUCCAGAACGACAGGGUGCAAGUUGAGUUUUACGUGAACGAGAACACCUUCAAGGAGCGUCUGAAGCUGUUCUUCAUCAAAAAUCAACGCUCAAGCCUCAGAAUCCGUGUGUUCAACUUCUCCCUGAAGCUGCUCACCUGUCUGCUCUACAUCAUCCGAGUGGUGACAGACAACCCAGGUCAGAGCGCGAGCGCUACCCACAGCCCGAGCCAACCGAACACUGCCGGCGGCAACACCAAGUGCAUGGACUGCCCCUGGAAUGGAUCAGUGCAAGACCGAGACAUUAACUGGGAGUUGAUCUUUUGGGUGGAUAGGAAGGUUCCUGUCUGGGCCAUUCAAGUGACAGUGGCCAUCAUCAGCUUCCUGGAGACGAUGCUGCUGAUGUAUCUGAGCUACAAGGGGAACAUUUGGGAGCAGAUAUUCCAAGUUUCUUUUCUUCUGGAGAUGAUCAACACGGUUCCUUUCAUCAUCACGAUCUUCUGGCCAUCCAUAAGGAACAUCUUCAUCCCCGUCUUUCUCAACUGCUGGCUUGCCAAAUGCGCUCUGGAAAACAUGAUUAAUGAUGUCCACAGAGCAAUCCAGAGGACCAACUCAGCCAUGUUCAACCAGGUUCUCAUCCUCAUCUGCACUCUGCUCUGCUUGGUCUUCACUGGCACGUGUGGAAUCCAGCACCUGGAGCGCGCAGGGAAAAACCUCUCCCUGUUCAACUCCUUCUACUUCUGCAUCGUCACCUUUUCCACGGUAGGGUUCGGUGACGUCACCCCCCGAAUUUGGCCGUCACAGCUCCUGGUGGUCAUCAUGAUCUGCGUGGCCCUGGUGGUGCUGCCACUGCAAUUUGAGGAGUUGAUGUACCUGUGGAUGGAGAGCCAGAAGUCUGGGGGGAAUUACAGCCGCCACCGCGCGCAGACGGAGAAACACGUGGUACUGUGUGUCAGUGCACUUAAAAUCGACCUGCUCAUGGACUUCCUCAAUGAGUUCUACGCCCACCCCAGACUCCAGGAUUACUACGUGGUGAUACUGUGUCCGAGUGAAAUGGACCUGCAGGUGCGGAGAGUACUUCAGAUCCCUCUGUGGUCGCAAAGAGUCAUCUAUCUGCAGGGGUCGGUUCUCAAAGACCAGGACCUGCUCAGAGCCAAGAUGGACGACGCCGAGGCCUGUUUCAUCCUUAGCAGCCGUAACGAGGUGGAUCGCAUGGCAGCGGACCAUCAGACCAUCCUGAGAGCCUGGGCAGUCAAGGACUUUGCUCCAAACUGUCCACUAUAUGUUCAGAUCCUCAAGCCUGAAAACAAGUUCCAUGUCAAAUUUGCAGACCAUGUCGUGUGUGAGGAGGAGUUCAAGUAUGCCAUGUUGGCUCUUAACUGUGUGUGUCCCGCCACCUCCACUUUGGUCACGCUUCUCGUGCACACCUCCAGUGGACGGGAAGGACAGCAGUCUCCGGAGCAGUGGCAGAGAAUGUACGGCUGUUGCUCCGGCAACGAGGUCUACCACAUCAGGCUGAGCGACAGCAAGUUUUUCGGGGCGUACAGCGGCAAAAGCUUCACCUACGCUUCUUUCCACGCUCACAAAAAAUAUGGAGUGUGUUUGAUCGGCAUAAGGAGGGAGGAGAACAAGAGCAUCCUUUUAAACCCCGGCCCUCACCACAUCAUGGCUGCCACAGACACCUGCUACUACAUCAACAUUACAAAGGAGGAAAACUCAGCCUUCAUCUUCAACCAGGAGGAACGGAAGGGACGUGCUGGUGUGGGACUCUAUGACGGACCCUCGCAGCUUCCCGUGCACAGCAUCAUUGCCAGCAUGGGCACCGUUGCGAUGGAUCUUCAGAACUCCAGUCCGCCUCACAUCUCGGGCGCUAAGCUGGUACCGCCCGCGCUCAACGGAAUGGGCAGUCGCCGGCCGAGCAUCGCUCCGGUUCAGGAGAUCGCCGACUCUUCCUCAAUCCUGCCAUGUGACCUCCUUGGCGACCAAUCAGAAGACGACUCUGUCUUCACCGAUGAGAGAGAGCAUUCGUCCACUGAGUAUGUGAAAGGUUACCCCCCUAACUCUCCUUACAUCGGAAGCUCGCCCACCUUGUGCCAUCUGCUGGCUGAGAAAGCCUCAUUUUGCUGCCUACGUCUAGACCAGGGUUGCAGCCACAACAGUUCAGAAGACGCCAAGGCUUAUGGUUUCAAAAAUAAGCUUAUCAUCGUGUCGGCUGAGACAGCAGGGAAUGGUCUCUAUAACUUCAUAGUGCCUCUCAGAGCGUAUUACAGACCCAGGAAAGAACUCAACCCGAUCGUGUUACUGCUGGACAACCUGCCAGAUAAUCACUUUCUAGAAGCCAUCUGUUGCUUUCCUAUGGUCUACUAUAUGGCGGGCGCCAUAGACAAUCUUGACAGCCUGCUUCAGUGUGGCAUUAUAUACGCCGACAACUUGGUCGUCGUGGACAAAGAGAGUACAAUGAGCGCAGAGGAGGACUACAUGGCCGACGCCAAAACUAUUGUUAACGUGCAGACAAUGUUUCGGUUGUUCCCCAGCCUCAGCAUCAUCACGGAGCUCACACAUCCAUCCAACAUGAGGUUCAUGCAGUUCAGGGCAAAGGACUGCUACUCUCUGGCUCUAUCCAAGCUGGAAAAGAAAGAGCGCGACAAAGGCUCCAACUUGGCCUUCAUGUUCCGCCUCCCCUUCGCCGCAGGCCGAGUGUUCAGCAUCAGCAUGCUCGACACGCUGCUCUACCAGUCUUUUGUGAAGGACUACAUGAUCCUCAUAGCAAGGUUGCUGCUGGGACUGGACACCACUCCUGGAUCAGGAUACCUCUGUGCUAUGAAAGUAACUGAGGGAGACCUGUGGAUUGGUACUUAUGGAAGACUCUUCCAGAAACUGUGCUCAUCCAGUGCAGAAAUUCCAAUUGGGAUCUACCGGACCGAGUCACACAUUUUCUCCACUUCUGAGUUUCAGGCAUCCGUCGAAGAGUGCAAGGACACAAGAGACAGAAGUCAAGAGCCCCAGCGCCCCAAUGACCAGUCAGACCGCCCUCUGCUUAGGAAGAAGAGCAUGCAGUGGGCACGUCGUCUGAGUAAAAGAAGCACGCGGUGGCAGGGGACAAGCCGGGACUCCACUAAGGACCAUGCCCAGCGCAUCGCCCAACAGCGCCUGAGCCUCUACCGACGCUCUGAAAGGGAGGAGCUUUCUGAGCUGGUGCGCAACCGCAUGAGGCAUCUGGGUCUUCCCACCUCAGGAUAUGAGGACUGGAACAAUCUGACAGCCUGUGAUGUCAUGAACAGAGUCAAUCUGGGAUACCUGCAAGAUGAGCAGAACGAUCACCAAAACACUCUGUCCUAUGUCCUGAUCAACCCUUCACCUGACACCCGCCUAGAGCUCAAUGAUGUUGUGUACUUGAUACGCUCUGACCCUCUGGCUCAUGUCCCCGAGGAGCCUCCGAUCCACAGCAGUAGUCUGAAAGAGAGGCACGAGUCCAGCUUUGAGACCAGGGAAGACACUCAACUCUGAUCACUUGGCCUUACCUGGAGGCCUUCUCACGCCAGGGCAGGUUUAGACCGCUACAGGACCAGCACUGCAGUCUUUUACUGUCAUCUGAGUAGCUCCUUUUUGGCAGGUGGCCUUUGACAGCAUCACGACGAAAAAGACAGCGGCAUUAAGGUUGAAUUAUCGGUUUUGUUACAGCUUAGAGAUCCCUCAGGUAAAGUACAAACUGAACAUCAAGCUCAGUAGCUACACUUUAAAGACAAAAGUAUUUGGCCAUGUGAACGCUGCACUGACAGGACGUGGAAAAGGAAGAAAAUAUAGCUGGUCCCUUCUGUGUUUCCACAAAGUUGGAAAUAUAUAAUUGUCCUGAAGGUCUUGGUAAGGUGAAGAAUUAAGAGUCAAGGAGAAAUAAGGGGUCUAGUUUCUUGAUUAAGAAAUGUGUUGAAAUGCUUUUCCCUAUACAGUCAUCCCUCAUUUAUCGUGGUUAAUUGGUCCAGACUCGACUGUGAUAGAUGAAUUUCCGCAAAGUAGGACCCCUUAUUUAGAAAUCUAAUACAGUAUUUUCAUAGUUAGAGCAUAGAAAUCCUAUUUACAAAAUGCAUUACUAGAUCCCUCUAGAGAUGAAAUAACACCCCUACAAUCACCUUUACACUUGUAUUACCCGAUAUAGUAGACAUACAGAAAAUAAGACAUACAUAAGACAUAAUAUAAAUUCUCACACUCACACAUAUCCAUAGCCCAUGAUUUGUUUCAUUUGAUACGCUUACUACACUCUGAUAUAGUGACAAUACUUACCUACAUGUACAGUACAUUAUAAUUACACAUAACCACUAACCUGCAACUUGUUCGACGAUGACGAUGAUGCUAUGUUAGACACGCGUCAGUGUUGCCAGGCCUCGCAAGAGAAACAAGCGACUAGCUCUCUGAAAACAUGCCCAAAACAACAUGGGACUUGGUAAUUUGCAAGUGACUUUACAACAAAAGUCGCUUAUAAUAAUCGGACAUGGCAACACCGGUAUGCGUACCCAUGCCUUUUGUCUCUGAAUGCGUGAGUACAGUAUGCCUUCUGAAUGCCUUAUAUUUGUAUUUUAAUUGAUUUAGCCAUUUGUAUGUUUGAAAAUGCUUAAUUUAGGCCACAAACGUAAAAUUUGUUUAAAUAUGCAUAUUUUUUACUAAUAGGCCAUAGUCAACCGUGAAACAGCAAGGAACUGCAAUAAGAUUUUUAAUGAAUAUGUUUGGGGAAAGGGCCGAGUAAAGUGGUUAGCAUGUUGGCCUCACAGUCAGGAGAUCGGAAAUCAGAGAUCGGGUUCGAAUCUCAUUUCUGUGUGGAGUUUGCAUGUUCUCCCCGUGUGUGCGUGGAUUUUCCUCCCACAUUCCAAAAACAUGCAUGUUAGGUUAAUUGGUGACUCUAAAUUGUCCAUAGAUAUGAAUGUGAAUGUGUGAAUGGUUGUUUGUCUAUAUGUGCCCUGCGAUUGGCUGGCGACCAGUCCGGGGUGUACCCCGCCUGUUGCCCCAAGUCAGCCAAGAUAGGCUGCAGCAUACCCCGCCAUCCUAAUGAGGACAAGCGGCAUAGAAAAUAGAUGGAUGGAUGUUUGGGGAAAAAAAGCACGAUAGAGUGAAGCCGUGAAAGUCAAAGCGUGAAGUGCCGAGAGACAACUGUUGUGCAUUCAUCGCCGGUUUCUAUCCAUCUUUAAUUGAUUAAAGCUGGACUGACUGUAUGUUUUGUAAACUCUAUAUUCAAUUUAAGCUUUCCUUGAGUAUUUAUUACAAAAAACUUUGCAACAAGUUUAAAAAAGUUCCGAUUUAAAAGCGUAUUUUUGUAGCUGGGCAUUAGCAGUAGUUGUCCUCUUUAGGUUUUAAUUUGUAGGAGUAACAAUGAUCAUUAUGUAUCGAUGUUUGUACUCAACUCAACUGACUUUUAAACAGGGGGCUCUGUGCAAUACUGAGCCACUGACGAUGUAUUUGAUUUCAUCUGUUAGUUAUUAUCUUUAUACUCUGUUCAAUUUGUUGAUACGAUUUCUGAAAUAUUGUAUAUUUGGAUGUUCAAAAUGUUUUUACUUCACAUAAAGUAUGUACAUUUACUUUUUGACCCAUACAUAAAAUACACAGUUGCAUCUCAAUAAAUUAAUCAAUAUAAAA
Molecule: messenger RNA, 6100 nt
Organism: Dunckerocampus dactyliophorus (ringed pipefish)
Lineage: Eukaryota; Metazoa; Chordata; Actinopteri; Syngnathiformes; Syngnathidae
Gene: kcnt1a
Product: potassium sodium-activated channel subfamily T member 1a
Exons: 31
Coding region: 206-3985 (1259 amino acids)
Biological process (GO): potassium ion transport
Cellular component (GO): membrane
Molecular function (GO): intracellular sodium-activated potassium channel activity
Source: RefSeq, a predicted model, not a curated record